Molecule: messenger RNA, 5091 nt
Organism: Mirounga angustirostris (Northern elephant seal)
Lineage: Eukaryota; Metazoa; Chordata; Mammalia; Carnivora; Phocidae
Gene: GPM6B
Product: glycoprotein M6B
Exons: 8
Coding region: 643-1560 (305 amino acids)
Biological process (GO): negative regulation of serotonin uptake; neuron projection development
Cellular component (GO): plasma membrane; membrane raft
Source: RefSeq, a predicted model, not a curated record
ACUAAAGAAAGUGAAUAAAACAGAGGCCAUGGGCUGGUCCUCUGCCUAUAUUCUGCCAGGGUCAGGUAAAUGAACUUCAGUCAGCCUGUGAUGCCCCAUGAAGGGGUCCCCCCGGGAAGGAAGGAGUUUGCAGGGGUGGAAGCCCAGCGUUCAGCGGAGAGAACUGACAUCCCGACCCGCUGAGUCACGUGGUGGGAGGGGGCUCUGUCUCUCUCUCCCCCUUCUCCUCCAUAUCCCGUCCUCUGAUGUCACAAGUCUGUUCUUCCCUGGGAGAGCUGAUUAGCAUUCAGUGGGUGCAGUUGGCCAGGAGCGAGCGGCGCGGGGGCCGGCGGGCGGGGGCGCGGCUGUCCCCCGGGAGCCGCAGUGGGACGGGGCACAGGAUGGCCGUGUUCUAACUGGGAUCCUCGCUGACGUGUGGCCGCCGGCUCCUUGGCAGCUGUCUUUUUGGACCAGUGGGCAGAGGGGAAACUGACGCUGACGAGCCUUUUGCAUCUUGGAAGGGACUGCAAUCUACUGUAGUGAAGAACAGAACCUCUCAAUCACGCGGUGUAAAUAAGAGACGGAGGGGAGUCCAAAAGAAAAGGAAGAGGAGGGGAAAAGUGUGUGUUGGGGGAGCGGGGAAAAGCAUUUUUGGUGGAUGGUAUGAAGCCAGCCAUGGAAACUGCAGCCGAGGAAAAUACUGAACAAAGCCAAGAGAGAAAAGUGAACAGCAGAGCUGAAAUGGAAAUUGGCAGGUACCACUGGAUGUACCCAGGCUCAAAGAACCACCAGUACCAUCCCGUGCCAACCCUGGGGGACAGGGCUAGCCCCUUGAGCAGUCCAGGCUGCUUUGAAUGCUGUAUCAAGUGUCUGGGAGGAGUCCCCUACGCCUCUCUGGUGGCCACCAUCCUCUGCUUCUCCGGGGUGGCCCUGUUCUGUGGCUGUGGGCAUGUGGCCCUCGCGGGCACUGUGGCGAUCCUUGAGCAACACUUCUCCACCAACACCAGUGACCAUGCCUUGCUGAGUGAGGUAAUACAGCUGAUGCAGUAUGUCAUCUACGGGAUCGCGUCCUUCUUCUUCCUGUACGGGAUCAUUCUGUUGGCCGAGGGCUUCUACACCACGAGUGCGGUGAAGGAGCUGCACGGCGAGUUUAAAACCACUGCCUGCGGCCGCUGCAUCAGUGCCAUGUUCGUGUUCCUCACCUACGUGCUGGGAGUGGCCUGGCUGGGCGUGUUUGGCUUCUCCGCCGUGCCCGUGUUUAUGUUCUACAACAUCUGGUCAACUUGUGAGGUCAUCAAGUCACCCCAGACCAACGGCACGGCCGCUGUGGAGCAGAUCUGCGUGGAUAUCCGACAAUAUGGUAUCAUUCCUUGGAAUGCUUUCCCUGGGAAAAUCUGUGGCUCCGCCCUUGAGAACAUCUGCAACACCAAUGAGUUCUACAUGUCCUACCACCUGUUCAUCGUGGCCUGCGCCGGAGCUGGUGCCACUGUCGUCGCCCUGCUGAUCUACAUGAUGGCUACUACCUAUAACUAUGCCGUCUUGAAGUUUAAGAGUCGGGAAGAUUGCUGCACUAAAUUCUAAAUUGCUUAAGGCCAACAAGGAGCUGUAGGGAGCUCUCCUCGGUAGCCUGAAAUCUCCCUGACGCCCCAGACUAAAGCCGAGUCUAGGUUGCUGCAGUUUGGUGACAGUAAUUUGUAAAUAGCUUUAGUCUACUCAUUUUGCAUUGUAGCCUAAUUAGAUGCCUUACCCUGAGUGAAUUACAGAAUGAUGAGAUCUGGCUAUUUCCACGUUGUGAAAAGAAUUCAGUUAUGUACUGACCUUGGUGAGCAUCCGUUAAAAAAACAUAAUUCUCUUGAACUUUGAGCAGUUUCUCUAAAUGAAGUGUUAAAACUUUGUAAUACCUGCCUUGUCCGUUAUUGUUGCUUGCUUGAUAACCAAUACCAGUGCUGGAGAGAUGGCAGAGAGAUGCGUUUUCAUCUGGAUUUUUUUUGUUUUCUUAGACUCUGGAAAAAAGGCAAACAUUUUAAAUUUGACUAAAACUUUUUUUUUCUGAUUACAUGGCUCACUACCAAAUACAUGCCCCUCCAAUUAGCCUGCCAGCUAGAGGACAAUGUGAAGAAUAAAGGGCACCCCGUUACCUUCUGUGAGACCAGGAUCUGUACGUGGGGUGUGUGUUCUCUCUGCACCACCCAGUCACCCCUUACCUGGUGGUGUUGUGUUCCCGGUGCGGAGCCCCUGAUUCCUCAUAGCCAGGUCUCACACCGCACAUCAGAUUCUGAGGGGAAGAGAAAUUGUGCCUGGAUCUGAAAGUCUCAAAUAUGUUGAAAAGGAAAUAGGAGGAACUGGAGAUGUAGAUUUUGGAGGAAAAUGAGUGGGCAAGAAGUGUUGGCCGCCCCCACUGUAAAGAAGAAGGAUUUGUACAUUUGGGACCUGCACUCAUGGCAGUCUUAGAACGAAAACUGGAGGUGCGCCCCUAAGCACAUGCUCACACGGAUUGCAGGCUGUGCUUAGAGGUCUUAAUUUUCCCAUGUUAACUGUGUAGUUGAUGAGUUACUCAAAAUAAGUAUCAUUCACUUGUAGGCCUUUGGGGAACUGAUUUUUAUCCACAGAGAGGGAAGACCUUUGCCCUGCACUGAUUUUAAAAAAGCACACCAGGUGUUUCUGAACGUCUAUGUUAGUUGUUAAAAUUACUCCCAAAAUGGGGGGGGGGGGGGAGAAGAAUAAAAACCACUCUCUCCUAUUUCAUUUUUGCUUUUUCUUAACAAUAACUUUGGCCAUUUUUUUCAGUUCAUCGUGUUUGUAUACUAACUUUUCUUCAGCCUCUUACUCUUAAGCAUACUAGUGGAGCAUGCUUCCAGAAUCUGAUGGCUCUGACAGCAGAAUGAGAAUUAAUACAGAAUAACCCUCUCCCUUUUGAUAGUAAAAACCGUCUAAUCUGCCUAGCAGCUUGCUUUGCCUUCUGACAUGCUCACUAGCCAUCAUGCUCACCCUUCUUUUCCAGAUCCACUUCCUCAUGAUACUGUCUUCUAACUGGGCUUACUUAAAGGAUGCAAGCAAAAUGCAGGCUUACCAGGAUAUCAAAGCAAAGGAAGAACAGGAACUGCAAGAUAUUCAGUCUCGGUCAAAAGAACAACUCAAUUCGUACACAUAAAUGUUUGCCAGAGUGUUACGGCCGACGAAUUGACCGCUCUGCCCACUCCUGAGACAGCUGCCCUGCAGUACAGAUGUGUACCCCACCAAACAACCUAAAUACUUCCCUGUCCGGCUCGAGCUGCUGGGGUGUAUUUCCAGGAACACCUUCCAGCAGGUCAAGCUUUUUCUUUAGAGCAGAUAUUGGAGGUUUCAUGUUAGCCAUUUUAAAAGGCAACACUUUGAGAAAAGGAUGAUCUUUCUGAAAUUGGUGGCAUGUUCAGGUUUAUCGCUAGAGCGAUCCUACCAGGAGAGGCGACGGGGAGCUGGCCUAUUCCUUGAGAGGGACCGAGGCUGUGCCGGCAUCAAGGAACGUGACCAUCAAUUCACAUACGCCAUCUGUCCUGCAGUCACUUUACCCCUAUAGGGAAUAAAAUGGAAUUGGGCUGGGGGGGGGGGCGUUCCAUUUCUGAUAGCUGACAUUUAUUAAACUUAGGCUCAAAGAUAAUGUGAUUCUUGACAAUUGACUUUUUAAAAUUAGCUGCCUUCCCUACCCCUUGAGUCCAGGCCACAUUAAUUUCCUGAUCCAAUUAGAAAUCUAUGUUUCAAUAAUGCUAAAAGGAACUACUAUAAUUCUGCUACACGUGCCACUGAAGAAGCUGGAUUCGGACUCCUUGACAAGCUUUCCAAAAUCAAUUUCAUAAUAGAUUUCCUUUAAAUAAAAUGGCCCAGUCGUCAUUCUUCCUGGGAAAUAAAUGUCAGCUCUGCCUUAAUGAGUAUUUGUUUUAAAUCUCUAAGAACUCAUUUUACAACAGGAGAGCCAAAUCCUUCAUAGACUUUUGUUCCACCAAGGUUUUUCUUAAUUAAGAAGUGUUACCUUAUUAAAAUGACCACCAUUCUAAACCAUUUUUAUGUGGUCUGAACAGCAAGUUUACAGUUUCGUACCAACGAUCUAAAAUCUAAUUACAAAUAGACCACAGACCUCCACCUCCUCCUUUUAGACUUGAAUACUUAAGUAAUUUCAAUUAGGGUUGGUAUUUAUUUCAUUUUUUAAAUCUUUCCUGGAAUAAUAAAAGUCGGACGUUCAGCAAAAAAACACCUGCUUGAGUUUAAGCCAUUUUCAAAAGAAACUUGCCUUCUAAAGCAUUGUGUUCCAGAACAUUAAGUGAUUAUAGGUAUUGGGUAUUAGUGACGGUAAGCUUUGUGUUGUUCUUUAUGAAAUGAUACAUAUAACUGUCGGGUGCAUCAGUGCUUUUUAAAAGAGGCUGCAUAAUAUAGGGUUAACCAUGUAUAUUCGUGUUAAGAAGUAACUUGUGGUUUGGCUGUUUCCUGGAUUUUAAAACAUAUACAUGUGCAGAAAUGUAUUAAAAUGAAAGGAAGCAUACCUUUAUCAAGAUGCUAUUAAAAUUGAACUUCAAGUAUAUUUCAUUUGGAUUCUUUUUGUUGUUGUUAAUGCCUAAAAAUGCCUAUUUGGAUCUUGACUUUUUUUUUUUUUCAAUUGGGAGAAGCUCUCUUUUGUGUAGAACAGUUGUUCCAGAAUAGCUUGUUUUGUUUUCCUGUUGCAUGACAGACUUAAAUUUUUUUUUUCCAGCAGUGGAGGUGCUGUUAGAGUCCAGUAUUCUAGAACAGGCAGUGUCUCAAGCCUAAUUUUACUUUUCUAAUUCUGGUAGCUAUUACCAGGAAUUUUUGAAAGUUUUGUUUAAGUAGUCUAAUAUUUUUUAUGUAAAGAGCAUUAAAUUUUGCUAUGUAUAAAUUUUUGUAACCUAACAGUGAAUCAAUAUUUUCUAUCAGUGCCAAGGGCUUCCUGUAGUUCUAUUCAAGUGUUACAAUAAAUAUUUGUAGAUAAUAGUCAAUACUUGUGUAUGCUUAUUUUAAAGAUCUAUUUAGGUGGAAAUAGUUGUGGAUGUACUAAGAGUAAUGCAAUAAAAGUAUAGCUUCACUCACUUGCCUUUUUACCAUACAUAAAUACUAUCUUCCUCUGUC